AUGUCCUUUACUGAUCUGGCUGCUCCAGAGGUGGAACCCAAGGAUAUCCCUCUAGGGAUAUACUCCCACCUUAAUUUUGCCUUUGCUCUAAUUGACCCCAAGACUUUCCGGAUUGCUCAUAUGACAGAUGCAACUGCAAAGCGUUACAAAGCCCUCACAGCGCUGAAGAGCCGUCAAAAUGGUCUUGAGGUGUACAUUGCGAUUGGAGGCUGGGACUUCAACGAUCCGGGUCCCACGAGGACUACCUUUUCGGAUCUUGCUGCCUCACAGUCUGCACAAGAUGCUUUCUUUGAUUCAUUGAUUAGUUUUAUGCUUCACAAUAACUUCGAUGGGGUUGAUCUCGACUGGGAAUAUCCUACUGCAGAUGAUCGAGGCGGCAGAUCAGAGGACUUUGCCAACUAUGUCACCCUAGUGAAACGACUGAGAGAGCGACUGGAUCAAUUGCCAAAGCACUAUGGCCUCACCAUAACCUUGCCGGCCAGCUACUGGUAUCUCCAAGGAUUUGACGUUGCGAACUUGGAGCCAUACGUUGAUUGGUUUAACGUCAUGACCUAUGAUAUACAUGGCCUCUGGGACGCACAUGGGAAGGAGAUUGGGCCGCAUGCGUACGCCCACACCAAUCUGACAGAGAUUAAUCUGGGUCUCGAGCUUCUCUGGCGCAACAACAUCAAUCCGGCACGGGUUGUGAUGGGACUAGGUUUCUACGGACGUAGCUUCACCAUGGCAGACCCUAAUUGCAUGACCCCUGGCUGUGUCUUUAAGGAGGGAGAGGCCCCCGCCGGAGAAUGUACCAAUAUUCCCGGCGUUAUUUCGGCAACAGAGAUCCACGGAAUACUCAGGAAGGGUGCUACUGUCACCUUUUAUCAAGAUGCUGCAGUGAAGGUCGCUACGUGGAAUACCAAUCAGUGGGUUAGCUGGGAUGAUGUCCAAACGUUGAAGCUCAAGAUCGACUUCGCCAACAAGCGUUGUCUGGGAGGGACCAUGGCUUGGGCUGUCGACCUGGAUGAUGGCACCCUCGUUGAAGCAUUGGGGAAAGCGUCGGGUAAGAAGAAAGAAUGGACUAGCGAUGGUAAGUACAGGCCAAUGCCUUGCUUCGGUAGACCGUGGCCAAAGGGGUCAAACAAGACUUGGAUUGGAGGUCCAAAGAAGGGAAACCCGAAGAAGGGGUAG
This is a messenger RNA of Aspergillus bombycis, 1170 nucleotides long. RefSeq names its product glycoside hydrolase family 18 protein. Gene Ontology annotation, molecular function: hydrolase activity, hydrolyzing O-glycosyl compounds; chitin binding. The transcript has 3 exons. NCBI's taxonomy places the organism in Eukaryota, Fungi, Ascomycota, Eurotiomycetes, Eurotiales, Aspergillaceae. Bases 1 to 1170 code for a protein of 389 amino acids. The record is from RefSeq and is a predicted model, not a curated record. Gene Ontology annotation, biological process: carbohydrate metabolic process.